Brienomyrus brachyistius is the source of this 2847-nucleotide messenger RNA. RefSeq names its product acid-sensing (proton-gated) ion channel 1c (gene asic1c). Lineage: Eukaryota; Metazoa; Chordata; Actinopteri; Osteoglossiformes; Mormyridae. The transcript is spliced from 11 exons. Gene Ontology annotation, biological process: sodium ion transmembrane transport. Gene Ontology annotation, cellular component: membrane. The record is from RefSeq and is a predicted model, not a curated record. Bases 849 to 2420 code for a protein of 523 amino acids.
CGGGAGAGAGAGAGAGAGAAGCUUCAGACAGCAGAAUCUAUACAGAAUCUAAAGAUAAGGGGAAGGUUCGCAGGCUCUCCAGGGCUCCGGUGGAAAGGCGGCAGGAGAGGCUUAAAGACGACAAGUGGUGGGCUGCACGUCUCUCUGGGGAAACCAGGAGGAAGGGGAUUCAGCAGAGACGCCUCACGCAAGCUGUCAAACACAGAGGCAGGUCAGGGGGAGGUCUCUGACCCCUUGUUUUUGUUUCAGAGCACAGAGGAAGACUGAACGAGGUAGGGGAAGGUGGAUGUUAAAGACAGCCAGCCAUAAAGAUCCAUACUCCUCCCCUUCCAUUCAUAAAUCCAUUACAUUCCAUUGCUAUAGCGAUGUGGAGUCGUUCUUUCCGAUUGGUGGAGGAAGGGUCCCAUUCAGAGGCUUAACCCCACGCGCCGCCUUUCAUCACUCCCAUAUUCCUAUUUCCUCUGUUUUGUUUCUUCCGUUUCGUCUUUGCAUUGCUCUGCCGUGCUGCUUGGCUUCUUCUCCUCUUUCUUUUUGUUUGUGUGUGAGUGCAUGUGUGCGCGCGUAUGUAAAAGUGGGUGUCUCGCAAGCUAUCAUUGUUUGGUUUUGGCAUAAAAGACAGCAGAGCGAAAAAGGAAGAAGACGGGCAAAAAAGAAGAGGCAUCCUUGUAGGAGAAAGGAUAGCAGUCUAAGGACCUGGGACUGCGUAAACAACUGCCAUUCAUUGGAAAGUGAAUUGAGAUUAAAGAGUCAGUUGACAAUCAUUUUGGUUAGCCACAGAUUAAAGGCGGCUGAAGCAAUCCUCUGGCAAAAGUUCUUCCCAGAUAGUUGCGGAAAGGAGCACCGCAGCCAUGAAGGGGGACUCAGAGGAGAGUAUAGAGAGCUUGCGGCCUUCCAACUUGCAAGCCUUUGCCAACAACUCUACCCUCCAUGGCAUGAGCCACAUUUUUGCCUAUGGACAUAUGACCUUCCGCCGCUUCUUGUGGACACUGUCCUUCUUGGGUUCAUUGGGCCUGCUCCUGUUGGUAUGCAUGGACCGCAUCUCAUACUACUUUGAGUACCCACACGUCACCAAGCUGGAUGAAGUGGCAGCACCCAACCUCACCUUCCCUGCCAUCACGUUUUGCAACCUGAAUGAGUUCCGCUUCUCCAAAAUCACACGCAAUGACCUGUACCAUGUUGGGGAAUUGCUUGCCCUGCUAAAUGAGGACUACCAGAUUGCUAACCCGCACCUGGCCGAGCCGGAAGUCUUGGCGGCUCUCAAGGAGAAGGCCAACUUCCUGAACUUCAAACCCAAGCAGUUCAACAUGACCGACUUCUACAACCGAACUGGCCAUGACAUCACCGAAAUGCUCCUUCAGUGCACUUUCCGAGGAGAGGAGUGUUACCCCCUGAACUUCACCACUAUCUACACACGAUAUGGGAAAUGUUACACCUUUAACUCUGGGAAGGACGGCAACCCUCUGCUGACGACGCUAAAGGGGGGCACCGGCAACGGGCUGGAGAUCAUGCUGGACAUCCAGCAGGAUGAGUACCUGCCCGUCUGGGGGGAGACAGAUGAGACCUCCUACGAAGCAGGCAUCAAGGUUCAGAUCCACAGCCAGGACGAGCCCCCCUUCAUAGACCAGCUGGGAUUCGGUGUGGCUCCAGGCUUUCAGACAUUUGUCUCAUGUCAACAGCAACGGCUUCAGUACCUGCCCCCUCCCUGGGGAGACUGCAAGUCGACGGCCAUGGACUCCGAGUUCUUCUCGACGUACAGCAUCACGGCCUGCCGCAUCGACUGCGAGACGCGCUACCUGGUGGAGAACUGCAACUGCCGCAUGGUCCACAUGCCAGGAACCUCCUCGGUGUGCACGCCCGAGCAGUACAAGGACUGCGCUGACCCCGCCCUGGAUUUCCUUGUAGAAAAGGACAACAACUAUUGCGUAUGCGAGACGCCCUGCAACAUGACGCGAUAUGGCAAGGAGCUGUCCAUGGUGAAAAUCCCCAGCAAAGCGUCGGCUAAAUACUUGGCUAAGAAGUUCAACAAGACAGAGCAGUAUAUAGGAGAGAAUAUAUUAGUCUUGGACAUCUUCUUUGAGGCUCUCAACUAUGAGAAGAUUGAGCAGAAGAAAGCGUAUGAAGUAGCAGGACUGCUUGGUGACAUUGGUGGACAGAUGGGCUUGUUCAUUGGAGCCAGCGUCUUGACAAUACUGGAAAUAUUUGACUACUUGUAUGAGGUGUUUAAAGAUAGAGUCCUGGGUUUCUUCAUACGCAAGAAACGUCCCAGACGGUGUCAGAGCGACAAUCUGGAAUUUCCAGAGAACCCAAGCAGCCCUGGUGUCACGCCUAAUCUUGCCCCCAGAGUACCUGUGACACACUCCGGAGUCACUCGGACAGUCUCGGAUUCACGCCGAACGUGUUACCUCGUCACCCGACUCUAGGCAACUUUGAGGAGUUUGCCUGUUGACAACAUAAAGAGGGGGGUGGAGUCUGAGAAAACUGGGGUUUGACAGCAAACUGUGACAAUUACAUAUAUAUUAUUACAAAAAAAAAUGUGGAGGAAAUAUUUAAAGAAUAGCAAACCUAUAAAUGCCUGAAUAGAAGUAGAAUAUCACUCAAAUAAACAAAAAAAAACUUCCAAAACAGAACUCAGGUUUAAUUGCCAUAUCCUGGCAUCAUCUCUCUGCUCUCUGUUUCUUUAUGUUUAACUCCGGCAAAUCAGACAUCAAACCCUAUCCUGCUUGGGGUCUUUCAAAGAGAGUCCAUCUGCUAUUACUGAAGUACCACACGUCUGGGACAGAUCGAGCUGUCUUCAUGGACAAGCCUGUCACACACGGCAUUUAGUUGAACUAGUCUGGGGGGGGGGGG